UUGUCACCCAAAAAAAAAAAUCCCUAACUUUUUUAGUGUUAGCUCAAGUAUUGAUCUUUACAACACCAUGAUGAAGAAUUUCAAAGGCCUUUUCACAUCAACCUUUCUUGAUAGAGAGAUGUAGACUAUCCUUGUUGAUAUGCAAAGAGUCUUAUAAAGGCUGCAGCAACACAGCCAUCUCCUGCUUUACUGGAGAUUUUGACAAAGAAAGCUCUCUUCUUUAUUGAAAUGGAAAUGGAGGAAUCCAGCUUCAUAGACCAGUGGCCCAUGAACUCCAUUGAUGAUCCAAGCUUACCAUCACUAGUUGCUGCAUUUGGAGAGAACAUGCAUCAUUCUUUCAACCUCAAAAACUCCAUGGAAGCUGCUUCUCCUAACACUCUAGCCAUUGUUAGACCCUCAAAGCAACUGAAACCAAAUGGCUUCAAUUCAAGCAAAACUACAGAUUACAAUCUGCAAAAUCCAGAAGCUGCUUUUUCUCCAAACGUUCUUUAUUUUGCCAAUUCCACCAACCCAUAUCAAAUGGGUUUUGUGAAGCCUAAAGAGGAGGCAGUCUGUUCUAGAAACUUCGAUGCCUUCACUUCUGAUAUGCUGGUUUCUCCAGAGAACCAAAACUUUAUGUUCAAAGCAUGCCAAGGAGCUCAGAGAUUCAGCAGCAAUAAUAGUAGUAGACAUUCUCAAACACAGGAUCAUACGAUAGCAGAAAGGAAGAGAAGAGAGAAGCUGAGCCAGAGAUUCAUAGCUUUGUCUGCUAUAGUUCCUGGCCUCAAGAAGAUGGAUAAAGCUUCUGUUCUUGGGGAUGCUAUCAAGUACUUGAAACAAUUGCAAGAGAGAGUGAAAACACUAGAGGAAGAAACAAAGGAAAAAAUCAUUGAAUCUGUAGUCAUUGUGAAGAAAUCUCAUUUGCUCUUUUGUGAGGAUGAAAGUUCUUUCUCAGAUGAGAGUUUGUCCAAAGUCUUUGUCAAUAAGCCUUUGCCUGAAAUUGAAGCAAGAAUCUGUGACAAACAAGUGCUUAUAAGAAUUCACUGUGAGAAAAAGAAAGGAGUUUUGAAGAAAACUGUGGCAGAAAUUGAGAAACUUCACCUUACAGUGGUUAAUAGCAGUGUUCUUACAUUUGGAAGUUUUGCUCUUGACGUCACUAUCAUUGCUCAGAUGGAAGAUGAAUUUGGCAUGUCAGUGAAAGAUCUUGUGAAGAAUCUACACUCAUCUUUCAAGCUGUUCAUGUGAAGAGUUCCCAAGUUUUUUCAGUUCUUACAAUGUGCAAGAAUGCAAGAAUCUCCUUUUAUGCUUCUGUUGGAAAAAGUCUAGGAAUAAUCCUUCUAUAUAGAGACAAAUCAGUCCAAAGCUAUCUAUCUUUACAGGGUUUUUUCAGACAAGGCCUGGAGUGCUCCACCAUUUUAGAUCAUUUACUUGUAAGCCUGUUUUGCUGUGAGGUUCAUUUUCAGGAGGGUUUUUUUUUUUUUUCCAAAUUUUCUGAUCAUUUUUGCAUGGUUAGAACUGAAUACCCACCUGUUUUAGAAGGGUCUUACAGCUUGUUUGGGCUUUUUUUUUCUAGUGAGAUGUUGAAAGUCAGCUGAACAUGUUAGGUGCCUUUCCUACCUAAGGUUGUUGAACAGGAAAAAUGGUUUUUUUGGUGUGUAGACAAACAGGCCUUUGUCAUUGUUAUGCUAUGUUAUGUAUGUAUCUGUUUGGUCAGAAUUUAUAAGGCAUAUUCUCU
Messenger RNA from Manihot esculenta (cassava), 1714 nucleotides. RefSeq names its product transcription factor bHLH25. Gene Ontology annotation, molecular function: protein dimerization activity. The transcript has 4 exons. The record is from RefSeq and is a predicted model, not a curated record. NCBI's taxonomy places the organism in Eukaryota, Viridiplantae, Streptophyta, Magnoliopsida, Malpighiales, Euphorbiaceae. Bases 229 to 1224 code for a protein of 331 amino acids.